Messenger RNA from Prorocentrum cordatum, 3603 nucleotides. The record is from the annotation of a GenBank genome assembly. NCBI's taxonomy places the organism in Eukaryota, Dinophyceae, Prorocentrales, Prorocentraceae.
ACAGAGUGGGCGAGGAUUGUGAACGGCCAGGCGGCGACCGAGUGCGAGUGGAGAUGGCAGGCCUGCUUGAAGACUCCAGGCGUGCGCGGCUGCUGGUGCGGAGGCACGCUCAUCAGCGAGUCAUGGGUCCUCAGCGCAGCACACUGCGUGGCAGACGGCUCCAGUUUCAGCAUCAUGCUCGGGGAUUUCGAUCACACCCAGGAAGGCGACGGCGUCGAGCAGGAGAUCUCGGUGAGGCGGGUCGUUUCCCACCCGAACUACGACGACGGCACGUUUGCAAAUGACUUCGCCUUAAUCGAGCUCGUUCAUCAAGCCUCGAUCAACAUCUGCGUUGGAGCAGCCUGUCUGCCAGACGUCAGUAUGGAACUGACAGGUGGGGAGACCUGCUACAUCUCGGGCUGGGGUACCCUCACGUCAGGCGGCAUCCAGCCGUACACGUUGCAGGAGGGCGAGGUGAACAUCGUCAGCAACACGGACUGUGGGCUGAGGUAUGGCUCUGGCAUUAUCGACGCUAGCAUGUUGUGUGCGCAGGGCGUGAAUGGAAGCGACAUCGUCGACGCCUGCCAGGGCGACAGUGGCGGCCCGCUGGUCUGCGAGAGCAGCGGCACUUGGUACGUGCACGGUGCGACCUCGUGGGGGUACGGCUGUGCGGCCGCGCAGUAUCCCGGCGUCUGGGCUCGCGUGACAGCCGAGGUGGACUGGAUCCAGGGUUACCUUGGCGGCAACGUCUCUACGGCGGCGCCCACGCCUGCUCCUACUCUGGGCGAGUUCCCUGAAGGGCAGAUGUUCAUGGUGAUCAGCGGCGAUUGCACGGUCGUGCAGUAUUGCGCGCAGAGCCCCAAUUAUCCAAGCAGCUAUGGCGCCGACCAGAGCUGUUCCAUUGCUGUCAAUGAGGAGCGGGCAGAAGCGAUUCUGGCGACAGAGUUUGACACGGAGUCAGAGUACGACGUCUUGACCAUCAACGGCUACGAGUACAGCGGGUCCAUAGGCCCCGCUGGAGGUGUCGUACCCACCUCCACGAUCACAUGGACUUCUGACUUCUCGAUCUCCGCAAGGGGCUGGCAGCUGUGCCUGGAGUCUCACCACCAGACGGGCGCGCCAGUGCCCACAUACGCGCCCACGCCGGCGCCGCCAACGCCGCCUGUGCAGUGUGGAGUCCGUGGGGCUGACACAACACCGUGGGCGAGCGGGCGCGUCGUCAACGGGCAGGAUGCCUCGGCGUGCGAGUGGAACUGGCAGGUGGGCCUCAAAACAUCAGGCUGGUGGUCGCAGGCGUUCUGCGGGGGCACGCUCAUCGGCGCCAGGUGGGUGCUCACGGCGGCGCACUGCGUCGACGACCCCAGCUUCGCCAUCUUUGCUGGCGAGUUCGACCUCACGUCGGACGACGACGGUGCCGAUCCCGUGGUCCUGCAGUACGACGAUUACACCUUCGACAUGGACUUCGCGCUCGUGGAGCUUGCGGAGGAGGCGACCCUGGGCGACUGUAUCGGGAUUGCCUGCCUCCCAAGCUCGACGUUGGCAGUCGGUUCCACGUGCUACAUCUCGGGCUGGGGCACGCUGACGGCGGGCGGAGACACGUCGGAUACGUUGCAGGAGGCGGAGGUGACGACGCUGAGCAACGAGGAUUGCUCCGCAAUGUAUUCAGACACUACCAUCACGGACAACAUGCUGUGCGCCCAGGGAGUCUUGAACGGCGAGAUUGCGGACGCUUGCCAGGGCGAUAGCGGCGGUCCAUUGGUUUGUCAGAACGACGCGGGCUACUUUGAGCUCCACGGCGUCACCUCGUGGGGCUACGGCUGCGCCGACGAUUAUCCUGGAGUGUGGGCCCGAGUCACCGAAGUGGCGGAAUGGGUUGACAUGUAUUUUAGUAGCCCCGCUCCAGCUCCGCCGACGCCUUUGCCAGAAGGGGAAGUGGUGUUUGUGGCAUCCGGCGACUGCGCCAUCGGCCAGGACCUUUGCCUGACAAGCCCAAACUAUCCCCAGGAGUACAGCAACGACCAAACGUGUGUGAUCCUCGUGGCGGCCAGCAACACCAUCCCCAUCGAUGUUGGCCAGUUCGAUGUGGAGGACUACUGGGACGUCCUGGAGGUGGAUGGCAUCACGUACACUGGAAUCGAGGGGCCCAGCGGGGUCGUGCCCACCUCCCAGAUCACCUGGUCGUCGGACUUCACCUCUGUGGCGGGGGGCUGGCAGCUGUGCCUGGCGCCACCGACGCCCGCGCCGCCUCCCACGCCCGCGCCGCCACCGACGCCCGCACCGCCGGGUAGCUGCCAAGAUCGCGUACCGGACGGGGUGGCGGAGUGGCACGAUUCCGACGGUCUUUGGUUCAAUUGCAGGUGGUAUGCCGAGGGUGACCGUUGCUUGUCGCUCGGGAGCGGCUUCGAGAACUUCAACAUGACGGCCAACGAGGCGUGCUGUGCGUGUGCCGCGGUCCAGUUCGCCAUUCAGGGGCGCGCCGAUUCGCCGAGGGACUGGACGGAUAGGCCAGAUAAAGACACCUGCGCCACGUACGCCUUGGAGCAGUGGUGUACGAGCACGGGCGAUUAUGGGCUUGGAUGGGAGGGUUUGUGGGGGACGUUCGACGACUACCAGAGGCAGGGGGUUUCUGCAGACGAGGCCUGUGUGGCAUGCGGCGGGGGUGAGGCAUGCAUGGACGUGACGAUCGGGUGGGGGGCUUGUGCGGCCGGGUCCAGGACCUUCGACGCCGGCUGGGGCGGCUGCGCCACGUACGAGCCCGGGAACCCGAACCACCCGUUCUGCGCCGUCGACUACGACGCCAGCCAGGGGGUCCUCGCUGUGCACGCGUGCCCGCACUGCGGCGUGUGCCAGCAGGAGUGCGCGUCAAGUGAGGGGGCGGCGGAGGAUAGCGGGGGCUACCUAUGCGCGGACGGCUACGCCGCCGCGCCCACUUUCUGCGGGUACUACGACGAUGCGGACUUCACUGCUGGCCAGAUGUGCUGCGACUGGGCCAGCAUAGGCGGCUCCAUGUCUUUCCAGGCUAGCGGCCUGAUGGAGGCGCUGGUCGAGACCGCAGUCGCGGCGGCUCUCGCCGAGUACAUCGGCGCGCGGGAGGCGAACGUGCACGUGGACGCCUCCCCGAUAGCCCGGCGGCUCUCGACCAGCGAUGAUGCUGUUGGUGGGGUCAGCGCCUGGUCGGCCACCUACGACAUUUUGCUCCCGAGCGAGGGCUUCGCGAAGGCCGCGCAGCUGGUGCAGGAGCUUGCCGACCAGAUCGAGGCUGCGCAGCAGAACGACACCGAGGAGAUCGACAGCUUCGUGGUCGCGCUCGUGGCGAACCUCGCAGAGAGCGCUGGCGUGGACGCCAGCUCGUUCGUCCUGCAGAGCUUCUCGCAGCCGGAGGGUGCUGUUGCCGGGCAGCCCGAGAACGCCGCCACCACCACUAGCGCCGAUGUCGGCGACAGCGUCACUGGCGAUGACAGCGACGGCAGCGGCAACGGGCUUCCCACCGACCUGAACAAGGCCGCUGGUGGAGGCGUCUGGCUCGAUGGCGCCCUGGCUGUCGCCCUGGCGGCGCUUGAGCGUGACGAAUAUCGGCCGCUCACGUCCGCGGAAGAUGACAAUACACGUCACGCCUUCAGUUAA